AUGGGGGAAGGGGUCAAGCUUGGGGGGUUUCUGAAGGUUAUCACCAUUCAAAAUGAGGAAUUAAGAGCAUAUUUAUUUCUCCACCUUGUCACGAGGUGCAUAUUGAGUGAAGCAUCUACUCAGCGACUGAAAUUUACAGUUACUGCCCUGGACAAGGAAGGGCACCGGCACGACUUACUGCGCCUUUUGCGUAGGUGCGAUUAUGCAUUGAAUUGCACCCAAGCCUUCCCUGCUUGGUAG
This is a messenger RNA of Auxenochlorella protothecoides, 240 nucleotides long. RefSeq lists its product as hypothetical. The transcript has a single exon. Lineage: Eukaryota; Viridiplantae; Chlorophyta; Trebouxiophyceae; Chlorellales; Chlorellaceae. The record is from RefSeq and is a predicted model, not a curated record. Bases 1 to 240 code for a protein of 79 amino acids.